CGCUCCUUCAGCGCUUAGUGUAGCUCCACUUAGCUCAUGUCUUUUAAAGACGCAGAUUCCGAAGACUGAAAGAAAGUAAAGACUAAACACAUUGUACAGUGUAUCUUUCUUGUAAUGUGUAUUUUUCGUCUUAAGGUUCUAAUCUACAGUAACUUUUGGAAAAAAGCAUCAUUCCAUCAUUCCAGGCUUUCAGUUUCACCUGUGCGGUACGGUGUCAGCUGCAGUUCCUUAAAGAGUCCUGGAAGAAUGAGUAUGUCUACAUUGCGUUUUGGACAGCAUGUUGUCAAGGCUUCUGUGGUGUUUCUUCAAAGUGAAUUGUCCUUCGCUCUGGUGAAUAGGAAACCAGUGGUCCCUGGACAUGUGCUCAUCUGCCCUCUCAGACCAGUGGAGCGUUUUCGGGACCUUCAUCCUGAGGAGGUGGCAGACUUGUUCAGGAUGACACAGAGAGUGGCAAAUGUGGUGGAGAAACACUUUCAGGGUACCUCACUGACAAUUUCCAUCCAGGAUGGCCCUGAAGCUGGACAAACUGUGAAGCAUGUGCAUGUCCACAUUCUUCCAAGAAAGGCUGGUGACUUUGAGAAAAAUGACAAUGUCUAUGAUGAGCUCCAAAAGCAUGACAAGGAAGAUGAAGACACUCCUCUUAAAUGGAGAUCAGAGGAGGAAAUGAUCUCUGAAGCUGCUGAUCUAAAGAAAUACUUCAUUUAGAACUGCCAGAUACUUAAAGAUCAGGCUUGAAAGAACAAGAAGAAGUGAUCCUUUGCAGACCCUGCUGCCUCAUGAGGGCUUCUUCAAGACAGGCUUGACUUGUGUAGAGAUAAUGCUGGUGAGAAGUGAGAAGACUCUGAUCAUAAUAUCCACUACACCCCCAGGACUGAAAAAUGGAAGAGGGAAGGACACAAAGCACAGCAGAAAUGUAAACACAGAACUGGUGAAACUGGGAAAGAGAAAACUGUUUGGCCUAACAAUAUGAAAAUUCUUUUGCAUUUUAAUCGAUUUGUUUCUUUCAAAAGAAAAUUGUUAAACAUUAUGUGAAAAGGCAGAUAAAGGUCAUCAUAUUUUUGUUUUUAUAGAAAAUAAAUCUUAUUUAGGCAUGCCUGCAGCAUGCUUUCCUAACAUUGUCAGUUGUUCUCUGUAUUGCAAAUAUAUUUGUUUGCAGGAUUUUGUAUCAGAAACAAGUAAUGCUUAGCAAUUUCAGGACAAUAACAAGACAUCCUGCUGAUGAGGUAAUAACACCAAAGGUUAAAAAUGAGAAGGGGUAAUUUUGUUGUAGCUUGUUUGAUUGCUUGUAGUGUAUUGAUCAAAGGAGCUCAUCUGGCUGUUUCAGUAAUGUAGUUGGGCAGUUGGUCCCAGACCCCACCAGUUCUUAGUUCCCACUUGUGUUCUUGUUUCUAUGGUGGUCCUACAAGUUGAUUGGGUCACUUUUGUACAACUUGUCAGAUGAGGUAAAGAGUUCACAUGCAUUAGCAGCUCAAAAAAGAAGUAGCAUGAAGUUCUUUGAUAUUUUGUUACAAUAAAAUGAUGCCUCUCUGCUG
Messenger RNA from Lepisosteus oculatus (spotted gar), 1532 nucleotides. Its product is annotated as fragile histidine triad diadenosine triphosphatase. The record is from RefSeq and is a predicted model, not a curated record. Gene Ontology annotation, biological process: negative regulation of proteasomal ubiquitin-dependent protein catabolic process; diadenosine triphosphate catabolic process; intrinsic apoptotic signaling pathway by p53 class mediator. Gene Ontology annotation, molecular function: ubiquitin protein ligase binding; bis(5'-adenosyl)-triphosphatase activity. Lineage: Eukaryota; Metazoa; Chordata; Actinopteri; Semionotiformes; Lepisosteidae. Gene Ontology annotation, cellular component: cytoplasm; plasma membrane; nucleus.